GUCCCCGUCACCCUCUGCCUCUUCUGCUCCUCAGAGUCAACAGCUGCUGCAGCACGAGCCAUACCCUUGGUCCCCCUAACUAGCACCUUCCCCUCCCCCCAGAGCCUGCUGGUAGCCCCUCCUCCCUUCACCUGCCCAAAGGUCACGGGACAGGGCGAUGCCAGGAGGCUGGUGAAGGCUUUCCUCUCCUGCUCCACAAUGCCUGACAGUACCAAGUAUGAGGCGGCCUCUCAGCAUGAAGCGGAUGCCUCCUCUUUGGGCGACGGGGCCAGCCCAGGGCCUGAGCAGGUAAUGCUGAAGAAGGAGAUCUCACUACUCAACGGAGUGUGCCUGAUUGUGGGGAACAUGAUCGGCUCGGGCAUCUUUGUCUCUCCCAAGGGCGUGCUCAUGUACAGUGCCUCCUUUGGCCUCUCCCUGGUCAUCUGGGCUGUCGGGGGUCUCUUCUCCGUCUUUGGGGCCCUUUGUUAUGCGGAACUGGGCACCACCAUUAAGAAGUCUGGGGCCAGCUAUGCCUACAUCCUGGAGGCCUUCGGGGGAUUCCUUGCCUUCAUCAGACUCUGGACUUCCCUGCUCAUCAUUGAGCCUACCAGCCAGGCCAUCAUUGCCAUCACCUUUGCCAACUACAUGGUGCAGCCUGUCUUCCCGAGCUGCUUUGCUCCCUAUGCUGCCGGUCGCCUGCUGGCCGCUGCCUGCAUCUGUCUCUUAACCUUCAUUAACUGUGCCUAUGUCAAGUGGGGAACCCGGGUGCAAGACAUUUUCACCUAUGCUAAAGUAUUGGCACUGAUUGCAGUCAUCAUUGCAGGCAUCGUUAGACUUGGCCAGGGAGCCUCGACUCAUUUUGAGAAUUCCUUUGAGGGUUCAUCAUUUGCAAUGGGUGACAUUGCCUUGGCACUGUACUCGGCUCUGUUCUCCUACUCAGGCUGGGACACUCUCAACUAUGUCACUGAAGAGAUAAAGAAUCCUGAGAGGAACUUGCCCCUCUCCAUUGGCAUCUCCAUGCCCAUUGUCACUAUCAUCUACAUCUUGACCAAUGUGGCCUAUUACACCGUGCUAGACAUGAGGGACAUCUUGGCCAGUGAUGCUGUUGCUGUGACUUUUGCAGACCAGAUUUUUGGAAUAUUCAACUGGAUAAUUCCACUGGCAGUUGCACUGUCCUGCUUUGGUGGCCUCAAUGCCUCCAUUGUGGCUGCUUCUAGGCUUUUCUUUGUGGGCUCAAGAGAAGGCCAUCUUCCUGAUGCUAUCUGCAUGAUCCAUGUUGAGCGGUUCACGCCAGUGCCUUCUCUGCUCUUCAACGGUAUUAUGGCACUGAUCUACCUGUGUGUGGAAGACAUAUUCCAGCUUAUUAACUACUACAGCUUCAGCUACUGGUUCUUUGUGGGGCUCUCCAUUGUGGGUCAACUUUACCUGCGCUGGAAAGAGCCUGACAGACCCCGUCCCCUCAAGCUAAGCAUUUUCUUCCCGAUUGUCUUCUGCCUCUGCACCAUCUUCCUGGUGGCUGUUCCACUUUACAGUGAUACCAUCAAUUCCCUCAUCGGCAUCGGCAUCGCCCUCUCAGGCUUGCCCUUUUACUUCCUCAUCAUCAGAGUGCCAGAACACAAACGACCUCUUGGCCUCCGAAAGAUUGUGGCAUCUGCCACAUGGUACCUCCAGGUCCUGUGUAUGUCAGUUGCUGCAGAAAUGGAUCUGGGAGAUGGAGGAGAGAUACCCAAGCAACAAGAUCCCAAGUCUAACUAAAUAUCAUCUGGAAUCUCGAGAUGUGGAAAGCAGAGGUUUCUUGUCUCGUACUGGCUGGAGCCAAGGAAGGUGAAAAGGAAAGCUCACUUCUUUGGAGGCACUGAUCCAGAAGCCUGGUCUAGGCAGCUUUAACCUUUGAACUUGCUUUUGAGAGAUGAAAAGUAAUUUAUUUGUUUUGCUACAUGUCCCAGACUUUUCAAAGAGGAUUAUAAUGCAGACUAUGGUGCAGAGCAUGUCAGGUGUGGGCUUGGUUGUUCUAGGAGCACCUCUGGGUGUGCCUACCCACUCCUUUUUCUUUAAAAGGGUCCAUAGUGCUCCAAACUUCCCAUCUCAUUUAGAGAUAUAAACUGUCACAGGUGCUGGAUAAUAAAAGGGUUAUGUUCCUAA
Messenger RNA from Carlito syrichta (Philippine tarsier), 2121 nucleotides. It is a transcript of the gene SLC7A7, whose product is annotated as solute carrier family 7 member 7. Gene Ontology annotation, molecular function: basic amino acid transmembrane transporter activity; L-amino acid transmembrane transporter activity. The transcript is spliced from 10 exons. Bases 199 to 1734 code for a protein of 511 amino acids. NCBI's taxonomy places the organism in Eukaryota, Metazoa, Chordata, Mammalia, Primates, Tarsiidae. The record is from RefSeq and is a predicted model, not a curated record. Gene Ontology annotation, cellular component: membrane. Gene Ontology annotation, biological process: amino acid transmembrane transport.